Micromonas pusilla CCMP1545 is the source of this 1074-nucleotide messenger RNA. RefSeq lists its product as uncharacterized. The coding region runs from base 1 to 1074 and encodes 357 amino acids. Lineage: Eukaryota; Viridiplantae; Chlorophyta; Mamiellophyceae; Mamiellales; Mamiellaceae. The record is from RefSeq and is a predicted model, not a curated record. The transcript has a single exon. Gene Ontology annotation, molecular function: methyltransferase activity. Gene Ontology annotation, cellular component: RNA N6-methyladenosine methyltransferase complex; nucleus.
AUGGGUGCCAAGGCGAAGAAAGCCGCGGCGACGGAGAACGUGCCCGCGUCCACGAAAGACGCGAGGCUCGUCGACGCCGAGGACGUGUGCGAGGCGCGAUGGAAAGACCUCAGCGACGACGCCGUCAAGGCUGAGGUCGGCGCGUACCGCACCGCGAUUGGCGACCUCGAGGCCGAUCUCGCGAAGCGCGGGGAAAAGGUUGAGCCUUCGACGUUCGCGUUCGAGGAGACCGUCGCGGCGGACGAGGAGGGUGGGGACGGCGCCGCCGCGGACGAUAUCGACCCCGGCGCCGUGGGAUUGGACGGCGAGGGCAAACCGGACGCGCAGGAAGGCGCGGACGACGGCCUCAUCGAGGGCAACGUGGACGACAUCGACCCGAAAGAGUGGAUGGUCCCGCCGCAGUGCAUCCCCGUGCAUGCGAACGUCGUGACGUACGACUGGAGCAAGCUGUACGACCACACGGACUUCGACGUGAUCAUGAUGGAUCCGCCGUGGCAGCUCGCGACCGCGAACCCGACGCGAGGUGUUUCUUUAGGAUACUCCCAGCUGACGGAUUUAUCCAUCGCGGACCUGCCGAUCCCGAAGCUUCAAAAAGACGGAUUUCUGUUCGUCUGGGUCAUCAACGCGAAGUACCAGUGGAUGCUCGAGCAGUUCAAAAAGUGGGGCUACGAUUUCGUGGACGAAGUCGUGUGGGUCAAGGUGACGAACUCGCGAAGAAUGGCGAAGUCUCACGGUUUCUACUUGCAGCACGCCAAGGAGGUGUGCCUCGUCGGCAGACGAGGGAAGGACCCGCCGGGGAUGAGCGACAAGGCGGUCGGCAGCGACAUCAUCUUCGCCCCGAGACGAGGGCAGAGCCAGAAGCCGACGGAGAUUUACGAGCUCAUCGAGGAGCUGGUGCCGAACGGGCGGUAUCUCGAGAUCUUCGCGCGGAAGAACAACUUGAGAGAUUUCUGGGUCUCCGUCGGGAAUGAAGUCACCGGGACGGGGCUCCCCCCCGAGGACGUCAAGGCGUUCGCGGAGGAAGGCGCGGUCCCGGGGGCGAGGUACGGCGCCGGCGCAAACCACGCGAAGUGA